Silurus meridionalis is the source of this 1861-nucleotide messenger RNA. It is a transcript of the gene nkap, whose product is annotated as NFKB activating protein. Gene Ontology annotation, molecular function: chromatin binding. The record is from RefSeq and is a predicted model, not a curated record. The coding region runs from base 534 to 1679 and encodes 381 amino acids. Gene Ontology annotation, biological process: regulation of gene expression. NCBI's taxonomy places the organism in Eukaryota, Metazoa, Chordata, Actinopteri, Siluriformes, Siluridae. Gene Ontology annotation, cellular component: nucleus. The transcript is spliced from 8 exons.
GUGUCUGAAUGGUUGUUUUGAUUUCAAGCUCUCUUGUUUUCUUACUUGUCGGCCAGCGGGAGGCCAUUUCGUUCUCCACCGUAUGCAUUCGUUAAAUGGGAGUAAAUUGAAUGAAGUGGUGUUGUUUUUUACUGUUUGCUACCAUUGCUUCGUUUUAUAAUAAGCUACUUCCGGUUGAAAUAAAUCCACCGGAAAUGACGUUUGAUCCACGCUAGGGAACGAAACUGAAUUUUACCUACGACACAGUAGACAAUGUUUUAGUUCGGAAAACGUUUUCUUUUAGGUACAUGACUGAGCCUUUUGGUUUUAUUUGAAAGCCACGACGAGUUUAUUAACGCACUCGGAAUUGUACAACACGUUUGAGGACCAUUACCUUUAAAAACGACGACUAGUUCCGCUGAGGUUUGUUGUGGACUGUUGAAGCGCACGCAAUAAUUAUGUAACUACAGAGUAAUAGUUUAUAUCAGAUAGCAGCGCUUUCAGUGUGCAACCUAAAACAUAGCGACCGAUCAAACGCAGGAGAGCGCUUAACGAUGCCCGAGAUCAGCGCCAAGUAUUCAGAGGCCAGUAGCCCGAGGAGGCGCCGCCGGAGCCGCUCGAACAGUGGAAAUGCGCGGAGUCGCUCCCGGGAGCGCGACCCGAGUCCUCCGGCAGAUACCCACAGACACAAUGGGACAGAUGAGCGAAAGUCGAGAUGGUCCGACAGCAAAGAGAGGAGUCGGAACCGCUUCCGGGUUGGUGGCUCGCGCAGUAGGUCCAGAUCGAGAGAACGUGAGAAGAUGGCCUGGGUUGAUGAGCGGGACCGGGGACAGUAUGCAGGAUCGCGAGCUGAUUAUUAUGACAAGAGAGACGACAUUCAAAGGCAACGACAGGAAGCCUUCAUUGCUAGGCGCUUGCAGGAGCGUGAGAGAAUCGGUGAGCUGGGAUGUCCUGAGGUCUGGGGCUAUUCACCAAGAGUCCGAGACCCAGACUCAGAUGAACACACUCCAGUAGAAGAGGAUGUGAAGAACAGCAGCACUGAAACAAGUUCAGAAGAGGAAAAGAAGAAAAAGAAAAAGAAGCGAAAAUCCAAAAAAAAGAAAAGCCGCAAGCACUCAGAGGACAGUGAAUCAGAAAGUGACUCAGAAGAAGAAGUCAAGAAGAAGAAGAAAAAGAAGAAAAGUAAAAAGAAGAAAUCAAAGAAGAAGAAGGCUAAAAAGAGCCGCAAAGAGACAAGCAGUUCCAGCAGUGAUCAGUCCGCAGAGGAAGACGAUGAGCUCGGAGAACUGUGGGUUGAGAAAACGCGUAUCGAUGAUCAUGUUUUUGGACCUGAGGCUCCACUAACUGACAUGGCUCAGGAUGACAGACCACUAGAUUUUGGCCAUGCUCUGUUACCCGGUGAAGGUGCUGCCAUGGCGGAGUACGUAAAAGCAGGCAAGCGAAUUCCAAGGAGAGGUGAAAUCGGCCUUACCAGUGACGAGAUUGCUGACUUUGAGAAGUCAGGCUUUGUGAUGAGUGGAAGCAGACAUCGUCGCAUGGAGGCUGUGCGUCUGAGAAAGGAAAACCAGAUCUACAGCGCAGAUGAAAAGAGAGCCCUUGCCUCCUUCAACCAGGAAGAGAGAAGAAAAAGGGAAAGUAAAAUCCUUUCCAGUUUCAGGGAAAUGGUGUACAGAAAGACUAAAGGAAAAGAAGAGAAGUAGAACGGUAAACACAGUGCUAAGAUGUCAGCACUGGGUUGCGAUGUACUAUAAUUUAGCACGAAUAGUUAAAAAUAGAUUAAUGCUUUCGUGUUCUUACUGUGCAAAAUGUAUUGAAAUUACUGUCAACCUUUUGCUGUUUUCUUUUUUUUCUUCUGUCAAAUAAAAACUGAUUCGGAAGUUUA